GGCACAUUGAUAGUGUAUUGUUUACUCUAGUCAAGCGAGAGGCAUGGAUGUGUGUGUGAUUGUUUUUCUGUAAGUUGCAUUGUUUGUAAAUUCGACCUACAAAUAUGGAUGAACUGAACAGAACACUGCUGGACCUGUCAGAAGAUGAUAUGCGAAGGUUGGAGCACUUACGGAUGCAUCAGCAGCAUAAAGGCCAUGAAGCCAUGCAUGCUGAAAUGAUCCUUAUACUGGCUGUAACACUAGUUGUAGCCCAAGUAGCAUUGGUUGAGUGGAAGAAACGUCAUUUUCGUUCCUAUCAGUUUAUUACCUUGCUGGCAUUGUGGAUAAUUCCACAGGUCAUGUCACUACAAAAUCGAUGGUGGCGCUUCAUUUUCUUGUGGCUACUUUUUUCCUGUAUAACAGGAUUUAUUGUUCGAAAAGCUAUGCAAAAACCAAUACUGGGAACAACCCCAAGGUUGGUGUACAAAUGGUUUUACUUUCUAUACAAACUUAGCUAUGCUCUCGGAAUAAUAGGAUAUGCCAUUAUGAUGGCAACUUUCUUUGGCCUGAAUAUGGUUUUUGAAGUUAAACCUCAUGUGUGGAUGGAUGUAGGAUUAAUUUUUGUCUUUUAUGGCCUCUAUUAUGGAGUCUUGGGAAGAGAUAUUGCUGAAAUAUGUGCUGACAAAAUGGCAUCACAUAUUGGGUAUUACCGGGCAGAUGGCAUCCCUACGAGGCAUCUAGAAAGAGGUGUUUGUGCUGUGUGUGGCAAUCACAUACAAGCAAAGGAAAAUGAGGAAGGAUUAAUUGAAAACACUUACAAACUAUCCUGUGAUCAUUUAUUCCAUGAAUUUUGCAUCCGUGGAUGGUGCAUUGUGGGUAAGAAACAGACUUGUCCAUAUUGUAAGGAGAAGGUAGACUUAAAGAGGAUGUUCUGUAACCCAUGGGAAAGACCCCAUGUUCUCUAUGGACAGCUACUCGACUGGCUGAGAUGGCUGGUUGCAUGGCAACCACUAAUUUUGUUCCUUGUGCAGGGGAUCAAUUGGACGUUGGGACUUGAGUGAUUGCAUAUUUUGCAUGUUGUUUUAUUUGUUUCAUUACAAAUUGUCCAUUGUAAUAAUUUGUUUUGUGUAUGAUGUGAUAGUGCUGUUUCUUGGAAGUUCUGUCCAAUUUCCAUGAUCUUCCAAGGUUGCGUUUCCCCAUUUAUUACUUUGUGCCUAAGGACAUGUACGAAUGUGUACAAUGGGAAAUUUUGAGCAGUGUGCUAUAAACAUCUAUUUUUUACAUACCAGUACCAGUGAAAUCUACAAAUAGUACUUCAUGAGUGAGAGGGGACAGAGAGAGAGAGAAUGUCUGUAAUUGUUUUAGUUUUAAUUUGCCCAUUUUAUGUUCAUCUUUUUUGUACACAUUGUCUUUCAGUGGUUCAGAUUCCAUGUGUAUAUGCAACAUAUGAGAUCCUGAAAGUUUUAUGUUGUUUACCAUUAAUUAUUGACUUCUGAUUGCAUUGUAAACUAUUAAAUAUAGAUGCUUUAUAAGAACCUGUAAUAAAGAAGUGUAUGACAGUCUGAAUAAUUUGGAUGAAUUCAGCAUUUUCAUAAGUGGAAUGCACUUUCGUCAUAUGGGAAGAUGAAAAAAAAAAAAUUGAAAUUAUAUAAUAAAGUUUUUCCUCUUUAGUGGGCAGCUACCAGUAUAGGAGAGAAUUGGGAAAGGGAACAGUCAAAUGAAUGUGAAAACAUUUUUAAAUGAAAUGUGCUUUGAAUCAGUUAUUACGAUACUUCGUUUACACUGACUUAAUAAAUAUUGUUGAUGUUAAUCUAUACUUAUCAUUAUAUACAGACUGCUGAAAUAAAAAGACUUCUAGUCAGAUUUUCAAAGAUCACUUUUUUAUAUAUCUUCUGCACCCAUACAUUAAAUUAAUUGUAACACUGCUCAGAUACCAAAAAUUUGGUAACUAUUUUCCUUGUAGUUACAUGAAUAAUAACUCACAAAAAUAAACUUAAAAUUUGUGCAGAAGGAAGAAUAUGAAACUACCAUCGAAUACAUGAUACAAAAAAAGCAUCAUAUCUCUGGUCAUCAGAAAACUGGCUGCUGUAAUAAAAAGAAAUAAUUCUGAUAAAUUUUCACAAAUCUUAGCGUAAAACUUUUGUUCUGCUACGUACUGCCUCUCCCCUUAUUUAUUGUUUGUCUACCCCUCUUCCAAACUGUUGUUUGUCCCAUUGUCCCAUCCCAUCCCCCCAUAUCUUCUCUCUCUCUCUCUCUCUCUCUCUCUCUCUCUCUCUCUCUAUCUCUUUCUCUCUCCCCCCCCCCUCCCCCUCCCUAUUUCCGUACUUUGUAAAUUACUGUGAAUAAAGGUAGUGGACAUUUUUCUCCAGGAAUAUUACUACUGAUUGCUGGUGCAGAGUGAUUAUAAGUGAAUUUCAGUUUUAUAAAGUUUUAAGAUGUUUGACUUCAACUGUCCAAACUAUUCAGGUUCUGUCAUAUGCACUGUGUUCUCAGAUUGUUACUGAGUACCUGCCUUAUAUAGUAUUUGAAUGUAUCAACGCCUAUUAAAGCUUUUAUAUUUAUA
Schistocerca nitens (vagrant locust) is the source of this 2542-nucleotide messenger RNA. Its product is annotated as RING finger protein 121. Gene Ontology annotation, molecular function: ubiquitin protein ligase activity; metal ion binding. The record is from RefSeq and is a predicted model, not a curated record. Gene Ontology annotation, cellular component: Golgi membrane; endoplasmic reticulum membrane. The transcript has 8 exons. NCBI's taxonomy places the organism in Eukaryota, Metazoa, Arthropoda, Insecta, Orthoptera, Acrididae. Bases 105 to 1040 code for a protein of 311 amino acids.